Messenger RNA from Cladocopium goreaui, 3273 nucleotides. The record is from the annotation of a GenBank genome assembly. Lineage: Eukaryota; Dinophyceae; Suessiales; Symbiodiniaceae.
AUGUGGAGACAGAACAUGAAGGGGCUCAAGGACUUGUACUUUGGAGACAACCUGGCCAUGAGCACCUUCCUGGACAACUUAUGCCUAUAUGUGGGCAGAGCCAGUGGCCAGCAGAAAGGAGAAUGGGAGAGUGCCAGGAACUACUUGAUGAGGAUGAAGCAGCAGCUGGCAGGAGGAGGACUGGCAUGCCUGGAGGCCAAGAAGGAAUGCCACAGGCUGCCAAGGCUCCCUCAGAGGCUGCACCCAAGGCAGCUCCCAAAACAGAGGCUGCCAAGCCAGAGGCUGCAGAGCCCAAAGCAGGUGCUGGAGGAGGACCUGCUGUGCCUGGCAAAGGAGGAGAGGCACCCAAGGCAGAGGCUGGAGGAGGACAGGGCUGGGGGCCUGGACCUGGACCUAGUGACCCUGGCAGAGGAGGAGGGGCAAGCAUGGGAAGGAGAAAAGGGAGGAAAGGAAGGAAAAAAGGGAGGAAAGGGAGGCAAAGGAUGGCAAGAGGAGGGGUAUGAGACUGAGAGCUCCCAGUAUGAAGGCCAUGGUGGAGGGUGGAACAGAUGGCAGAAAGAAGGUGGAGGAGGACAGGCAUUCAGGCCCAACAGUGUCAAGCUACAGUUUUUCAAAACAAAAGCCAUGAAGAGGCCAGCCUGCAAAAGGCCAGCUGCCCAAGAAGAGAAAGAGGAUGAGGCACCAGAAGGGAAUGUGAGUGUAAAGCUGACAGCAGCAGCAGUGAAAGACCACAACAAGUUUUGUGAGGAAGCCAAAGACAUGACUGUGGAGCAGUUUGAGCUGGCUUUGGCGAAGAUGGAUGGGAAUGCCAGCAUGAGGCUGUGGAAGGCCUUUGAAGUCCAGAGGAAGUCAGAUGGUGAAGAAGAAGGCUACCAAGCAGCCACUUCCAAAGGGACUGGCAGUCUGAAGAAGAAGAGGCAACUGCUUUUUGGCUGGAUCAAAGAUGGAGGAAAGACAGGGGAAUACUACAGAACUUGGAUGGACACAGUCUCCUUGAAGAAGACCAAGGGUGUCACAGAAACCUGGCUAACCAAGCACCAGGCAUUGGCGCAUUGGGGCCCUGAAGAGCUGAAAGACAGAGUGAAGACAGGGUCCAUUCCGGCAAGGAAAGACCCAAGUGACAAGAAGUUUUGGCAGUUCAGGGCCCUGACAGAGUCUGCCAAGACAGGGGUAGAGAGAGUGAAGACCUCUGGGACCAGCAGCAAGAGCAAGGCCAACCUGGAAGCUCUCCAAGCAAUGAGCAAGUUGGAAGGCUUGGAGUCACUGACUGAAGAGGAUUUUGUGCCUGGCUUAGAAUCUGCCUCUGAAGAUGCUGAAGAAGAUGGAGAUCUGCAAGAGCAAGAAAGAGAAAAAGGUGCAGGUGGCAAGGACCUUCAGAAUCGGCUGGUUGCCUUCAAGACUGAGAUCACCAAGGACAUGGCCAACCUGGAAGCCCUGCUCCACUCUGGCAAGGGUGCCUUGGGCAAGGCUUUGCAGAAGGAUGCUGAGAAAGUGGUGCAAGAAGGGCAGGCUGUGCUGAAGGAGAUUGGCAAAAACAUUGGAUCAGCAAAGAAGGCUGCUGUGGCCACAGUGCUGCAGAAGGCAUUGGCAACACUGAAGCAACUCAAGGCCAAGAAGCUGCAGCUGAGGAAGUUUGCGAUGGGAAAGAUGAGUGCAAUAGAGGUGCAGGAGGUGGCCAGUGCAGCUGUCAAGUCAGGUGCUGCAACAGCAGAGAUGGUAGAGCUUCAGAAGCUUGGUGCCUUUGGCCAAACCAAGGGCAACUGCCACAGAGAUCUCAUGAGAAAAUACUUUGGAAAACUGGAAGCACCUGACCCUUGGAAACAGGCUUGCCUGCUGCAAGUGAAAGUAGAAGGGCAGCUGGAGGAAAAGAUUGUGGAUUCUUUCCUGAUGCUUCCACACCAAUGGACCUUGGCCUUGGAAUCUGCUGAGAUGCUGGCCCCUUUGACAUGCACAGAUGAAGAGCUGAGUAUGUUUUGGAAAAGCCAAAAGAAGAGUCCACAGAUGUCCCUCGCUAUGUGGAAGUCUUUGGAUUUUCACCACCCAAGCACUUUGCCAGUGCCCUGGUGCUUGCAUGGUGACUCGGCUCCUUUCACUGAAGCAGACAGCUUGCAAGUCCUGUCAAUGAGGUGCUUGCUGACCAAGAGACCCAUUGGAGAGUCCCAGCUCUUACUGACUGCCCUUCCCAAGGCAGCACUGACAAAGGGAGGCUGGCAAAAAAUGAUGGAGACUGUGGCCUGGAGCUUCUCAUGCUUGGGACAAGGAGUCGCUCCCAAAAAAGAUGCAACAGGAAAGACAAUGGAAAAAGAAAGGGGAAAAAGAUUCAGGAAAGGAUGGCUGUGGGCCAUCACAGGAGAUUUGGAAUGGUUUGCAUCAGAGUUUGGCUUUCCUUACCCUGGUGCCAACCUGCUUUGCCCUUAUUGCCAAGCAGAUGCCAACUUGACAGAGAGCAAGAGACCUUUCACAGAUAUGAGACCUUCUGCCAGCUGGAGAGAAACACUUUUCUCUGAGGACCAACUGCAGAAGAAGUAUGGAGGCCACCCUCUUUUCAAAAUCAAAGAAGUGAGAGUCAGCACUGUGAAGCUAGAUGUGCUCCACACAUUGGAUCUUGGUGUAGCAGCAUACAUGCAUGGAGAAGCCAACCUCCAAGCUUUGAACAGGUUGCUGGCCAGGCUCUAUGAGGAGCAUGGUGUGGAAGCAGGAAAAAGAAUGAAAUCUCUGAAGCUGACAGAUGUGCAAGCCAAAGCAGAAGACUACCCUUGCCUGAGACAUGUCAAAGGUGCCAAGGUCAGAGCUUUUGCUCCCAUCUGUCAAGCUCUCUGCAACCUCUACAAGGAGAGCAGAGCAGAAAAACACGGACUUGCCAUGGUUGUUUCACUGAACAACCUGUACAAGAUGCUCGACAUGCCCUGGGCACAAUGGAGUGAGAAGGUGGGCAUCGCUUGGCUGCAAGAAAUCAACAAGAUGAUGAGCCACUACUCCUUCUUGGCUGGCAAAGCCAUGACUGAUGGACUGCAUCUCUACAGCUUGACCCAGAAGCACCAUGUUCUUCUACAUCAGGGAGAGCAAGCCAGAUGGCUACACCCAAAGACUACAUGGUGCUAUGGAUCUGAAAGCUUCAUGGCAAUUGCAAAGCAGAUGGGAGCUUCCUGCACAAGAGGAACACCUGCUCACAUGGUGACUCACAAAAUGUUGCAGAAAUUCAGGCUGCUGUUUCACCUCUACAUGGAAGGCCACAUCAGCCUCACAGAAGAAGAGCCAGAGGAAGAGGAAUGA